AUGGCCAGGUCGCCCGGUGAAGCUACAAUGGUGGAACGCCUCAGUGGCCUGUUGUCAAAAGCAAUAGUUAAACAACCACUUAACACGGAGGAUCAGAUUCGAAAGCAGCUUGGUUGUCUCAUGUUGUUUCCUGCUGAGAGAUUUUUGCGAGCAACCACAUCGGCAGACCAUCUCCAACAGACUGAAGGGUCUAAUUCGCAUCUACUCACUUAUUCAUUUGGUGAUAUUCUGUGGAUUCCAAACAUAUCAGCCUCCAGUCCGACACUUUUUGGUGUGAAUCUAACCAGAAUUCGAGGCGGAAGCGAAUGUCCUUGGAGCAUCACUUUUUGUGAUGAGAUCCUCAAAGUCUGCAUGGAUUCGCUUAUCUUGUUUUCAGCUGAUCCCCAGCAAGCCAAUAAGCGCAUUGCCACUCUUCUGAAGCUCCACAGAGACUCCAGAAAUCCGGUUGGCUGGUUACACACAGCCAAUCAAUGGGCUGUCCCAGUUGGGCUAUUUUGCCCACAGAGCUGUAACAUUCGCCGCAGCAUUGUAAUUGUAGGGCAAAGGGCGGUCUUCGAGGUGGACGACUUCGAUGAGGAAAUCGUGACGGUGGGUGCCAACUGGCCGCUUGCUCUGAGUGGCCUUGACGAUGCCUUCGGAAAUUGGAGGAAGCGACAGAAAAAGCAUGAUGGACAAGACACCACCUCUCAGCACAUUCUGAGAACAGCUCGAAGGGCGGGUGCCCAGUUGUCUACCGAAAUGCUAGCUUGUGCUCGUCGCACAGUCAAAAGUGGCCGGAUUCCAAUCGUUGUGAUUGCUCUCUCGGUUCUGGGGGAAUGGCGCGCCUCAGCCGAAUUGGCGGCUUUUGUUGUACUACUGCAGUCAGCUAGUGCUAGGAAUUGUUUAAUUGAGACCCCGGAGAAUGUAGACAUCAGCUUGGCCCAUACGCCAAGCAAUCCGGCAAGGUCUGCACGUGCGGUCUUGGAAGCCUUCCACAAUAUGAACACAGGAAACGGCUCAAACACAAUUCCAUGGAAGCCUGAAAUUUGGUAUACCGGGGGUUCAGCAGAAAGUUGCUUCACCUCCAGCAUUUGUCCUCAAGGUUGCUUUUGCACGUUUGCCAUGCCGGGGGAUGUUGUGAAGGGAAAGAAGCUUUUUGUUCAGCGGUGUUCGCAGUGUCAUACUGUUGACAAAGGAGGUAGCCACAAAACUGGACCAAAUCUUCAUGGGUUAUUCGGUCGCCAAACUGGCCAGGCUCCUGGUUACGAUUACACUGCAGCGAACAAAAACAAGGGUACAACUUGGAAUGAGGAUACUCUUGAUGAAUACUUGGUUAAUCCGAAGAAGUACAUACCUGGGACUAAAAUGGUUUUUGCCGGUCUCAAGAAGGAAACCGAUAGGGCCGACCUUAUUGCUUAUUUAAAGGAGGCUACACGAUGA
Molecule: messenger RNA, 1419 nt
Organism: Echinococcus granulosus
Lineage: Eukaryota; Metazoa; Platyhelminthes; Cestoda; Cyclophyllidea; Taeniidae
Product: Cytochrome c
Exons: 9
Coding region: 1-1419 (472 amino acids)
Biological process (GO): mitochondrial electron transport, ubiquinol to cytochrome c; mitochondrial electron transport, cytochrome c to oxygen
Cellular component (GO): mitochondrial intermembrane space
Molecular function (GO): heme binding; electron transfer activity
Source: RefSeq, a predicted model, not a curated record